This is a messenger RNA of Pteronotus mesoamericanus, 2033 nucleotides long. It is a transcript of the gene EDIL3, whose product is annotated as EGF like repeats and discoidin domains 3. Gene Ontology annotation, molecular function: calcium ion binding; signaling receptor activity. The transcript has 11 exons. Lineage: Eukaryota; Metazoa; Chordata; Mammalia; Chiroptera; Mormoopidae. The coding region runs from base 66 to 1508 and encodes 480 amino acids. The record is from RefSeq and is a predicted model, not a curated record. Gene Ontology annotation, cellular component: plasma membrane.
CUCCGUGACACUGCCCCCCCGCUACGACCCUUGAUUAGCUGGAGUCAAGUCCGGGAGAAGGGAUCAUGAAGAGCUCGGUGGCCGCUUGCCUCUUCGUCGCGCUCAGCCUCGGUGUCCCCCAGUUUUGCAAAGGUGAUAUUUGUGAUCCCAAUCCAUGUGAAAAUGGAGGUAUCUGUUUGCCAGGGUUGUCUGAAGACUCCUUUACCUGCGAGUGCCCGGACGGCUUCACAGAUCCCAACUGUUCUAGUGUUGUGGAGGUUGCUUCAGAGGAAGAAGAACCAACUUCAGCAGGUCCCUGCAUUCCUAAUCCAUGCCAUAAUGGAGGAACCUGUGAAAUAAGUGAAGCGUAUCGAGGGGACACAUUCAUAGGCUAUGUUUGUAAAUGUCCCCGAGGAUUUAAUGGGAUUCACUGUCAGCACAACAUAAAUGAAUGUGAAGCUGAGCCAUGCAAAAAUGGUGGAAUAUGUACAGACCAUGUUGCUAACUAUUCCUGUGAGUGCCCAGGUGAAUUCAUGGGAAGAAACUGUCAAUACAAAUGCUCGGGCCCACUGGGAAUUGAAGGUGGAAUCAUAUCGAAUCAGCAAAUCACAGCUUCAUCUACCCACCGAGCUCUUUUUGGACUCCAGAAGUGGUAUCCCUACUAUGCUCGUCUUAAUAAGAAGGGGCUUAUCAAUGCCUGGACAGCUGCAGAGAAUGACAGAUGGUCAUGGAUUCAGAUAAAUUUACAAAAAAAAAUGAGAGUCACAGGUGUGAUUACCCAGGGAGCCAAAAGGAUUGGAAGCCCAGAAUAUAUAAAAUCCUACAAAAUUGCCUAUAGUAAUGAUGGAAAGACCUGGGCAAUGUACAAAGUGAAAGGCACCAAUGAAGACAUGGUGUUUCGUGGAAAUAUUGAUAACAACACACCCUAUGCUAACUCUUUUACACCACCCAUAAAAGCUCAGUAUGUAAGACUUUAUCCCCAAGUUUGUCGAAGACACUGUACUUUGAGAAUGGAACUUCUUGGAUGUGAACUAUCAGGCUGUUCUGAGCCUCUGGGGAUGAAAUCAGGACAUAUACAAGACUAUCAGAUCACUGCUUCCAGCAUUUUCAGAACGCUCAAUAUGGACAUGUUCACUUGGGAGCCAAGGAAAGCUCGGCUGGACAAGCAGGGCAAAGUGAAUGCCUGGACCUCUGGCCACAAUGACCAGUCACAAUGGUUACAGGUAGAUCUUCUUGUCCCUACCAAAGUGACUGGCAUCAUUACACAAGGAGCUAAAGAUUUUGGCCAUGUACAAUUUGUAGGCUCCUACAAACUAGCUUACAGCAAUGAUGGAGAACACUGGACUGUAUACCAGGAUGAAAAACAAAGAAAAGAUAAGGUUUUCCAGGGCAAUUUUGACAAUGAUACCCACAGAAAAAACGUCAUCGACCCUCCCAUCUAUGCCCGGCACAUACGAAUCCUUCCUUGGUCCUGGUACGGGAGAAUCACCCUGCGGUCGGAGCUGCUGGGCUGCACAGAGGAGGAGUGAGGAGACCCCCGCCCUACAACCCUCCUCUCUAUUCCCUUCUUCGCUAUCUCCAUGGAAUGAACUGUGCAAAAUCUGUAGGAAAAAGAAUGGGGUUUUCAUGAAAAAGUGCUCAAAUUAUGGUAGGCCACUAACUGUCUUUUUAAAGAGGUCUAAGCCUGCCUUUUCAAUGCUUUAAUUUGAUUUUCAUCAUUUAAAUUUCUUAAGCAACAUCACAUUAACUGUGAAUGACUUUUCUCAUGGUUUUCUGACUUAUUCACACUGGUUGAGAAAUAUUAGGUAGAGAAAGUGGCAAGGGUAAAAAAUCUCAUAGCUAUCAAAUAAUAGCAAGAGUUGAUAGAGCUUUUAUAAUCAAUACUCAACCAGAUCUUAUAAAAGGAAUACUACAAUGUUAGCAAUAAGUUGUUUUUUUUCCUGUAGUGACCCUACAUUAUCUUGUUUCCCUGUGCCUAUCUAAAUACUGUUAGUGUUUAUAAUAGAAUUUUGAAGAUGAAUUCAUAACAUGGCAGUACUAAUUGAUAUUAGUGU